UCACAAACUGCAUCACAGUUUCAGACAAUUCUGGAUUUAGGGUUGGGGCACCCAUUGUCUAUAUCAGAGGCAUUGAAUACAAUUGUCCCUGCUGAUAAUGACAAACAUUACACACAACACAAUGCAAUGCACACAAUACAGCAUACAUCGAUAUGGUGCUGGGGAUGAACAUGCCCCCAAUUCCCUCUGUUUCCCACACCCCUGAAAGGUGUUGAAAAGUAAUUAAACACUCCGGGGGUAUUUCUAUUGUACUGUAAUUUUUAUCUUAACCAACAUUCAUUCAUAAGCUACAUUACCCUACCUCUUCUGUGCUGGUUUAGUUAAAAUAUGCUGCCCACCUUAGAGGGCGUUCCUAUUGUGUCCAUUCUGCUUUUCGCACAUAGCGAGGAGGUGUUUCGUUCUCAGAUCAUUAAGACAAAGAUGAUUGGUCCUUAGCCUAUCAUUACAUCCCUGCCUAUUUGUAAACAAGAUUCGAAAGAGCGUCACGUCCACUAACACACUGGUGGGAUAACUACGUAAGGGCUUCACCUGCCCCAGCAAGCGUAUUGAGGUUUGGCACGUGCGGCGCUCAUUUGCUUGGUAUUACUAUCUGUGGACUUCUAUUUCACGACGUCAAUGAGCACCAGAGACGCUAUCACAGUAACGCGACAUGGAUCUCAACCAGAAUGUAAAAUACAAAAUCGUGGUUGUCGGGAAUAGCCAGUGUGGAAAAACUGCUUUACUUCAUAUAUUUGCAAAAGACUGCUUUCCAGAGAGCUAUGUUCCCACUGUAUUUGAGAACUACACUGCCAGCUUUGAAAUCGACGGACAACGAAUUGAACUUAGUCUGUGGGACACCUCAGGAUCAGCCUACUAUGACAAUGUUCGACCCCUCUCCUACCCUGACUCUGAUGCGGUCCUCAUCUGUUUUGACAUCAGUAAAGCAGAGACCCUGGACAGUGUCCUUAAGAAAUGGAAACCUGAGGUGAUGGAGUUUUGCCCCAACACCCAGGUUUUUCUGGUUGGAUGCAAGUCAGACCUUCGCACAGAUCUGUCCACAUUGGUAGAACUUUCGAAUCACCAGCAGAUACCAGUGUCAUAUGACCAGGGUUCAAACGUGGCCAAGCAGAUCUCGGCCCCGUACCUGGAGUGCUCGGCCAUGCAGUCUGAGAACAGUGUGAGGGAUAUUUUCCACGUGGCCACUCUGGCCUGCGUCAACAAGGGCCACAAGAAUGUGAAACGCCCGAAACCCUCCAAGGCCACAAAGAGGAUCUCCCACAUGCCCGCCCAGCCUGACUUGGCUGCUGUGCCAUCAGAUAUACGCAAAAACAAAACCAGAAGCUGUACUGUGAUGUGAGGAGAUGGACCUGAUGGUGUUCAUAUGAAGCAGGACAACAGGGCAGAGGAGGACAGUAUUUGAAGGAUCCUGGGAUACGGUGCCAGUUGUCUCUGAAUACCUCCUGGGAGGGGUUCUACACCUUAACACGUGUGCAUCUCACCCAGGCUAUUGGUUAUUGACUGGCCACCAGAACUACAGCCAAGAUUUAAAGAAACAACAGAGUAAAGAUGCUCUGGAUGUCAGCGUCCUGGUAAGAAGACUAGACAUUGCUUCUGGAUGUAGUCUACUUGUCAGUCAUCACAUCACGAAAGGAGUGACAAACCAUCACUGUGUUUGAGGUCUUAUUCUGAGAAUGGUUCAAUUAUUUAUACUGAAAAAUUAGUGGAUUCUUUUUUUUACCUACUUUCCAGGAUGUUGUUAUGAAAUACUUCUGCCUUCCAGAUCUUUUGUCCUCUUUACAUACCAAAGAGAAAUCCUGACAGUUUGUUGAUAUUUCCAAACCUUCUACAGUAGCUUGAUAUCGGAGGGUUGCUGUGGACUGUUCUGGUAGAAACCUCCGUUAAGAAGAUAUGUACAUCUUUUGGAACCUGUUAUGCCAGUAGAACCGCUCCAAACCUCAACUUCAGUGCCUAAGUAAAUGGGUUCGUGAAUUUAACAUGUCGGCUAGAUGAAGUUGUGUUUUAAGUCUGUGAACAUUAUAUCCAUGAGUAAACAGCUAUGCAAAAGAAGUAAGAUUCUGAUUGGCAAAUUGUAUAGCCACCACAUACAACUAUCAGUCAUUGGCCUUUUUGGCAUCCUGUCUUUCGUCAUAUCAGUCUGCUAUUAUAGGUCAUCCUGGGAGUAAUCUCAUAACAAUACAGUCCUGCAAUAUUUGACAGAAUCUGGUGACGAGAAACUGAAGCUGACCUUUGCGUGACCCCAAGGAUUGUUUUUAUAUUACUACUUACAGUACCUGUCCUGGAACUUCUCAAAACUGUUCAGCCUGUAAGACCUCAGCCUUUCACAGGGCAGUAUAUGCGCUGGUGCAUUACAUGGUCCCUCAAGCCAUUUCUUUCAUUGCAUUUAUACAUUUACAUGGCAUGAAAAGAAAAUUACAUUUGGAAUAGUGAAGUCAUGAAAACCAUUGGCUUUUAGACGUCUGCCAUUUGAAUGUCUGUGGUUAGAUUUUGUUUUUGAAGUAUUUAUUUAAGUUAUUUUUUUUUGAUCUGCUUGUAAUAAAUGUCUGUUAAGAGUAUUUUCAGUAGCUUCCCUUUCUUUGUAGUCAACACAAUCACAGUUCAAGGUUAUGAAUAGGAAAGUUUGCUAUAUUUGGUGCACAACUGAAUUUAUGUGGAAGGAAGUUAACUUGUUUCAGUGCAAUCAGGUGACAAUGAUGCUUAAUAGGUUUUUUUUUACUUCACA
Messenger RNA from Clupea harengus (Atlantic herring), 2719 nucleotides. Its product is annotated as rho-related GTP-binding protein RhoE-like. Gene Ontology annotation, biological process: small GTPase-mediated signal transduction. Gene Ontology annotation, molecular function: GTPase activity; GTP binding. The record is from RefSeq and is a predicted model, not a curated record. NCBI's taxonomy places the organism in Eukaryota, Metazoa, Chordata, Actinopteri, Clupeiformes, Clupeidae.